GCUAGCCUUUGUCUUGAUUGGACCGAUUACAAUCUGCGGUUCUAAAAACCGCGAAAUUUGCUUUGACAACCAAAAGGUCAACAUGAACGUAAACAAAGCCAAGAUGAAGAAUAGUGCACAAAGCAGCAAGCGCAUUACAACAGGUACUCCAAAGAAGAAACAACUAGAGGCCUCUGUGCACACUUCCCUUCCUCCUCUUGUGACUGGUCCACUCAGAGGACAUGUGAAAGUUAGUCUAGAGCGGGGGAUACAGUGGGAAUAUAGCAUAGGACCACCUGCACCCAAGCUCUGUGUACGACUCAAGUGGUGGGGGGAAAACUCAUGUGGCACCAUAUUUAGAGUUCCAGUCCACAGGUGCUCUUCUAAUAACAAGGCUUUGGGAGAUUGUACUACCCUUGCAGUUUAUCAAAUUCGCUCUGGGUGGCCACAGUUCAAGUCCUACAUUCAAGAUAUGGGAUCACUCUAUGUUCACGUUGGGCUUGGUCACAUGACAGACGAGUCAAUGGUGAUUGGUAAAGCUUCUGUUCCUAGCCUAUCCAAGCUGUCUCCCACCAACGCACUAACCCUGCAGUCUCCUAUUGUCAACUCCAAAGGUCUCUGUCUUGGCAAGCUAACUGUUAACAUAUCUAUUCAGCCAGUGGAAGUUGCGACUGCAUUGAAGAAAUCUUCCAAGGUUGAAGAUAGUCUUCCAGAAGUUAUUGUUUCCCCGAGUGUGGAACAAUUUCAAGGUGGGAGCUCCCCAGAGAAUACAAACAUUGCUACUCGGAGUACCGAGGAACAAGUGCCGCUGACAUACACAGAGGAUAAUCUUUCAAAAAGCCCGGUACAGCAUUCUCCCAGUGAAGACGAGGCAGACAGAUCUGAUGUAAGCAUAGGCCCUCAACAGAUGGAGGUCAUCUCAGAGUUGAUUGACCGUGGGAAUGCACUGAGAAAUGAAAUGGUUCAGUCACUAGCUGAUGGGGUGUCAAAGAGACAACACUGCCCCUCCCCAGUUAUGGAUAACGGAGAAGAAGCGAUUCUGCACCCCUUACUGUUGACUGGACUCUCUUCAGGCCCUGCAGCUGAUCUCCUCCCCUACAGUGACAACCUCCAUGAGCUAGUGUGCCUGGGAAUGAGCAGUGACGAAGACGAAGAUGACAUUGUAGCUGGACUGGAUGACAUCUCUGUCGUGGAACCAGACUACCCUCUCCACAACCAGCACCUGCUUGCCAGGCUACUGUAUGAAAAUGAUGGUAAUGAAGAUCUCCCAAAUUCGGCUAAACCUUUUCAUACACCUGUGGAAAAUGAACAUCAGAUUGGUAAUGGCUUGUCUAAUCAAAAUGUUGAGUGUCUUGCUGCAGAACAGAACCCCCCAUCGCAAAUCUCACCUGACUCCGAAGCACCUACCCAAAAGUUCACUGCCUCAAAGCUCACUAGCAAGCUGGCUACCAAAGAUCCACUAUCAGCUGGUUCUAGUUUGACAGCUUUCUCGUCUUACCUUGGUUCUGGAGAGAGGUCUCUGGAGGGGUCCAUUGUUCGUAGUCUGGGACUGGAGAAACUGACUAAUCUGGGCCGUGUCAGCAGAGCUAGGGUGGCUGUGGAGAGUCUGGAGGUAGAGCCAGGACUAGUGCACAAGGUGCUCAAAGAGAGAAGCAGCAAAGGAACUAGGAAACGGAGUCUCAUUCCACUGUCGCAAAGCUCUUCUUCAUGUUCGACGUAUUUUGUUGAGUACCAAUUCCCGGCAGCCUUUAAUGGUGGUACCCACUCUUCAAAACGCCUCCCAGCUACCCAUGAAGUAAUGCGAGUUGCGUCAAAGAAAACAGUGGAUAAUGCUGUGUCCUUCAAUCAUCAGUCAAUGUUUCCGGUAUCGUUCAAUAGCUCUAUCAUCCAGAGAUGGUGGAACAGUACGCUCAUAUUUAGAGUCUACUGUAAAAGGCUCUCAGAGAGAAUGCCUUUUCUGGUGGGUAAGGCGGUGGUGCCUCUGCGGUCUUGCCUCUCGUCCCCCACCCUCGAUCUCCACACACGACUGGAGGUCAGAAGCUCCACCCUUACAGACGCUGUGAAAAGCCACGUGACUGAUGAAGACUCUCUUCUUGGUUAUCUACAGGUAUUAAUUCAGCUGGUCACCAGUGACAAGAAAGCAGCCAAGCCCCCACCACUGACCACUAUAAUUCCCAACCCUUCAGUGCCUUCUGAGGAAAAUGAGACUCCUUCCAACAAUGGUCCACCUGUCAAAUUCCAAGAGCCCAAACCACUUGCUCAGAUGAUCAACCCGCCCCCCUCCCCCCUCCAACUGCUACUGAUGAUCCCUGAAGCCACAAACAUUUCACUGCCCCACAAGGAGCAAAGGGAGAGCCCAGCUCCAGGCAGAUUGGUACCUCCUCAGAUUGGAGUGCCCAACCCGUACAUUGUCUGCAGGUUGUUCUGUGCCAAGCCUCACCCCAGGACAGUGGUACAGUGGGCCACACCCAACCCACAGUUCGGAUUCAAGCAGGUACACCCCCUCUAUCUGACCCCUGCACUGAUGGAGCAGGUUUGCAGCAACUUCACAGUGAUUGAAGUGUGGCACAGGACUCCCGGGCCCACGACAGAUGAUGAGCUUGUGGGUCUUGUAAAGGUGUCACUCCACCAAUUCUACCUGGCAUUCUCUGACGUGAAUGCACAGCAUCUGUAUAAACAAGCAAAGCUUCCAGUAGUGGCUAUGGACUCUUAUUGUCCCAUUGUGAACCCUUUCUGUGGCAAUGUCAUUGGACACCUUGCUGUGUUGUGUGCACUUGGAACCAGUGAUCAGAUACAGCUCUUGCAGCAGCAGUUUGCUUGUGGCUCAUAUUCUCUACACAAACAUCAUGUCCAAUCGAGCCAUCAGCAGAACAACAAGCCCUUCACUGACAUGUUAGCGUUACCAGGCAACCCUAUAAACACACUAGCUCAUGUGUUUGAAGUGACGAUAGAGGGUGUCUGUGACCUCACAGCUUUCAACAACACAGUGUGGGGGGAGACGGACUGCUUUGUCCAGUACCACUUCCCCUCUCAGCUACCCCCUCAAGAUGACCCUGACUCUGUGACGCCUCUCUUACAGCCAUAUCGCACUGGAACCACACUCUGUGUUCCCAAUCCCUCCUUCACACACUCCACACAGCACACCCUUACACUGGCAGUGACGGCACCAAUCCAGCAGGAGCUUGUGCACGUAUGUGGGCAGGGACGAGGGGCAAGUGGGCAUGGCCUGAGUGGCGGAGUCCCCUUUGAACUCUGGAGGAGGUUCUAUUAUCCAAACAUAAGGGAUCAACUCAUUGCAAAGACUGUAUUGCCGAUUGUUAAACUAUGUGCCAUGGUGUCCAUGGGAAAGGGACCUAAUAUCCAGACGUUCUCUUUGCCUUUGAAACUGGUAGCUGAAAUAGAUACUCAACCGAAAGCUGAGGGAGGCGUGCUAGAUGUGACCAUACGCUACAAAAUUGUGUCCAGUGACAAGCAAUCUGGAAAAUCCCCUGAGAUCAAUGUUCAACAGGAAGGAGUCACCCCUUCUGAAGUUGAAGAGAAGGAUAAUAAAUCAAAUCAGGAGUCUGGUGAUGAUGGUGAGAAUUCCAGCCUCUCUUCAACUGAACCACCAGCUUCACCUGAUUGUCAACAACAGGAAAACCCUCCCCUUACGAUGGAAGAGGCUGCACCACCAGUCCCUGAAGAUGUCUUUGAAGCCAGGAUUGUUAUACACAGUGCUCUUCACCUACAGAUGGAGCGUGCUGUCCUUCCAAGUGUAUACGUGACACUCCAUCCUCACCCCAAUGUAGCUAAAAUAUCCACCUCGGCUAUGUCCAGUGAGCAGGACAUGAUUUGGGACCACCUCUGUGUUACCUAUGUCCCCAACAUGUACCUGCAGCCUCAGUGCCCUGGGCUGGAAUUCCAGGUGUGGAACAAGUUUCUAGACUCUUCACCAACUCAUCAGAAGAGUGGCCCACGAAAUGACUAUCACAUUGGCUGUGUGUACAUGGACCUGAGCCCCCUGGCAUUUGGACUUAGGCAAAUCAGUGGGUGGUACAAUAUUGUCGACUUUGGAGGACAGGUGAAAGGACAGCUGAAGGUCACCGUCAGCCCCACUAGCAGAAUCAGCUAUCCAUCUCGACUGCUCUCUUACCGUUUAGAAAGUCCUCCUGAGUCCUACAUUGGUAAGACCAGUCUGUUGGAAAGACAGCCGUUUCAGGGUCCACCUCACUCCCUCUACAAUGAACAAAAGGCGGGCGUUCCACAGAGUGAACCUUCUGAAUCAAGGACCACUUCAAUGCUUCAUGAGCAGUUGAGGGAUAACAUAAAAGAGCUUGACAUUAUCCACAAGUCGCUCCAAUCUAAACUGGGAGAGAUUGAGAAGUCACCACCAUUCUCACAAGUGCACAUAUUAUCAUCAAUCCCACGGCAGCAAAUCCAUUUAUGCCCUCGACAAGCUGGAAUUACCGAUACCGAACAUACCUCUACUGAAUACAUGGCUCUACCCGAAACAACAAUUAGCAAACAAAAAACUGCGGAACACGAGACAUUUGUCAGCACAACAACUCAGACUGAAAGAAUAUAUAACUCUUCAUUUCACUCUGCUACACUACCAUCAGUUGCCGCACCAUCUACCAGUCCUGUCAUUGCGCAGUCACCAGCUCCUACUCACAAUGAACCAACUGACGAUACUAUCACAACCAGUCCACCACACUCUUACGCACCAAGUGACCUCUCGCCUCAGCAAGAAGAGUCCAGCGAUAUUCCAUACUGUCAAUACUAUAAAGCAGAUCGUUUAACCCCCUAUUCGGAUUGUCCACAAGAGGACUUGGCUGCUACAGAGGAGAAGUCUUGCUCGCUAACUGAUGUAAGCUUGACGAGUGAGAACACUGAGCUAUCACGACAUUCUGUCCUUAAUUCAAGUACUGAAGAUGAUUCUGAGCAAAGCAAACAUUCUGAACUACUUAAUUCUUGCCCACCACGACCUUUGUCUAGUGAAAUGAGUCAUAUUGUUGUCGUUCAACCUUCUGAUUUGGAUUCUUCAGUCCAGGAUGAUAACCAAACACAUGAUCACCACCACCCUCCUUACACAACUGAAAUACUGGACCAAUUGCAAACUGACACUAUUCCCACUAUUUCGCACAAACUUACUCCAGUCAACGUCCCUACGUAUACUGAUAUAACAACCCAACCUUUAACGGAGAUCCAACAACCCACUGCUGUAAAACCUCCCCAAUCAAAACCUGAGCCGAGACAUUCACGAUUUGGACAGCUUCCCAAUUUCUUUAUGCCUCCGGGGGAACUGGAGGAAUCCAUGAGGAGGUUGCGAACAUCAGCGCUCAGUAGGCCCGCCCCCAGAACAAGACCUCAAAAGGAAAACCAGACCACAAGAUCUUCAGGAGGAGCGCAGACUGUGAGCACUCUACAGGAAGUCCAACAGUAUCUUGACUCGAGGAAAGUUCAAAGGUUAUCUAAUGGAACAAAACAGCUGGAUAUUACUUCUAAUGAGACACAGCGAAUAGCCAGAAUAUUUUCAUCUAGGUAAAUCCUAAUUUAUUUGUACAAAAUUAAAGCCAUGACUGUGUGUACAUGUACAUAAAAAAUAAUAUAUUUAACAAUCA
Messenger RNA from Halichondria panicea, 5579 nucleotides. Its product is annotated as C2 domain-containing protein 3-like. The coding region runs from base 83 to 5503 and encodes 1806 amino acids. Gene Ontology annotation, cellular component: centriolar satellite; centriole. Gene Ontology annotation, biological process: centriole elongation; cilium assembly. The transcript is spliced from 22 exons. NCBI's taxonomy places the organism in Eukaryota, Metazoa, Porifera, Demospongiae, Suberitida, Halichondriidae. The record is from RefSeq and is a predicted model, not a curated record.